UCACUCUCCUUCCCAUCACUCACUCAUCUCCUCACAAUCUCAUCGCUUAUUCAUACACAUAAUCGCUAUUUUACACUUCUGAAAUCUGCUAAACAAAAUGUAUCGGUUGAUCGUCGUUGCUUUGUUGUCGGUGUUGUGCGCCUCGGUUCCCAGAGGAGGAGCACAGAACACAAACGCGCCUUCUCAAGCACCAUCAACUAGCCCGUCUGCGUCGCCGUCGAAGCCUCUUUCGCCGGCAUCUGCUCCGCUCACCCCUCACGCAUCGCCUUCCAAGUCUCCAGUCGCUUCGCCUUCUCCCAAGGCCAGUCCGGCUGCAUCACCGGUACAAUCUCCGGCGCCCACUCCGUCGUCCAAGGCUUCUCCUCCGGUCUCAUCUCCAGCCUCCUCCCCUCCUCCGGCUGUUGAAACUCCGGUCAGCUCACCGGCACUGUCUCCUCCGGCAGCCGCCCCAGCGGCUUCCCCUGUUGCCGCAGACGUCCCGGCUGCUGCCGUUACGCCAUCUGCAUCCGCAAGCAUUCCUUCGAGUUCGGCGACACCGUCGGAGGCACCUACCAUGUUCCCGGAGGGCAAUAGCCCUGGUAUGGCCCCAGCUGCCUCGUCCCCGGAGACAGCUCAGGGUCCGGUUGCUGAUGGAUCCGGUUCAAACAUGCUACACGGGUUCCGGAUCGCUGCAACCGGGCUUGCUUUAUGGGCGGCGGCUUUGGCCAUUUGAUUUUUAGGCUGAUUGCCACUGAAAAUGUAUUACUAGUAGUAGCGUCAUUCUUUUCAUUCAUUGUUACUACCCUACCAUUAUUGGCAUUUGCAAUUCAGAUUAUUCAAUUUCAAUUAUUAUUAUUA
Messenger RNA from Ipomoea triloba (trilobed morning glory), 837 nucleotides. Its product is annotated as transcriptional regulatory protein AlgP-like. The record is from RefSeq and is a predicted model, not a curated record. NCBI's taxonomy places the organism in Eukaryota, Viridiplantae, Streptophyta, Magnoliopsida, Solanales, Convolvulaceae. The transcript has a single exon. The coding region runs from base 98 to 712 and encodes 204 amino acids.